Messenger RNA from Soboliphyme baturini, 498 nucleotides. NCBI's taxonomy places the organism in Eukaryota, Metazoa, Nematoda, Enoplea, Dioctophymatida, Soboliphymatidae. The record is from the annotation of a GenBank genome assembly.
AUGGAAUACGAGGCUGCACUGAGGGAACGUUGGGACGAUUUGACGAGCUGUGUUGGCGAAGAAGUUAGGAACAAGUGGUGGGCAAAGAUCAGAGAUGCAUAUUCAGAGACCCACCGUCAUUAUCACACAUUGGAACAUCUUUCUUUGAUGUUCAAGUUCUAUGACAUGUACAAGGAUCAACUGAAUAACCGCUGUUCCUUGAUGUACGCUAUUUUCUUCCACGACAUAGUCUGUAACCUCAAUUCCCAGUCGAAUCCGCAGGAUAGUUCAGCCGUGUUUGCCGAAUUUAGCAAAGAGACAACCUUCGAUCAAGUUAACUCUGUGAGAGAUCUCAUCGAGGCGACGAACAAUUGCAUUCCGGAUGCCAGUGUUACGGGUCGUUUCGGAGAGGACGACGUUCAUUACUUUAUGGAUUUUGACAUCGCUGUUCUGGCUUCCUCACCUGAAGGUCGGGCAAGUACAAUCAUCAUAAUUGACAAUGACAAAUGUUAUUUUUAA